CGGAAGCGGCGAGCGCAGCCAUGCGGGUCUCGGGGCCGUGCGCGGAGUGCGGGGCGGGGGACGCGGCCCGGUACCGCUGUCCGCGCUGCGGCAGCGCUUACCGGGGCUAACCGGGUGUGUCCGCAGAGCGCUGCGCAGCCGAGCCCCGGCAGGAGCGGGAGGCGGCCGGGCAGGAGCUCCCCCCGGGCCCCGCACAAAGCCCCUGGGCCCUGGAGGACAUCCUGGGCGAGGAGGACGAGCAGGACCGCGUCCCGCCGCAGAAACUGCAGCUCCUGGGAGAAUCAGCGGAGCUGAGGGAUUUGCUGCGGAACCCCCACCUGCGGCAGCUGCUGCUCACCCUCAACCAGGCUCGGGACAAAAGCUCCCUCCUGAGGAAGCUCAUGCAGGAGCCCCUGUUCGUGGAGUUUGCCGACUGCUGCCUGAGCAUUGUGGAGCCCCCCGAGGAGAAGGAGAACGUUCUCCCCGACUGAGCUGCUCUGGGAAUGGGGUUUUUUUUUGUCCUGCAGGAGCCAGAGCUGCUGCACUGUGUCCUGGCCACUUUGCCCGUGGGUGUCAGUGCUCUGAUCUCAGUUUGGAGCUGACAAACUGGGGCAGGGGUGUGUUGGGACACGUUUUUAGAUCCUGGGGGUUGAACUUGACACUCUCUGGACUUCUUUCCGUUGGCACAGAAAUACUGGCAGCCACGGGAAAUGUUGCUUCACAGUGACCAUAUUAAAUAUAUUUGCAUUUA
Cyanistes caeruleus (blue tit) is the source of this 730-nucleotide messenger RNA. The record is from RefSeq and is a predicted model, not a curated record. Lineage: Eukaryota; Metazoa; Chordata; Aves; Passeriformes; Paridae.